AUGGUGACCAAGAUGUGGAUUUUAUUAUUAUUUGCUCAGGUUUAUUCUCUAUGCUCAUUAAGACAAAAUUGUGUGCAACCGCCUUAUGACUGUCAAACUCCGUUUUCUGUUAACCCUCCUUCUCCUCCGUUUAUGGAAAACUUUACUGCUCCUUAUGCUUGUCCGAUGUUUUUAGGUCAAGAAGUUUGUUGUAGUCAAGAUCAAAAUGAAGCAAUGAAUUACAAGUUUUUUCUUUUAGAUGAAACUUUUGGCCAUUCUGUAGGUGGUUGUGAUAUAUGUGCGGCGAAUUUAAAAAAUUUGUGAUGCCACUUUACAUGCCACCCUCUUCAAUCUCAAUACCACGAGCAUUUUUAUGGUCAGGCUUUCUGAUCUUUCCUGGCAGGAAAGAGGAGAGUUAGUCGAGCUAACUAAUUUUGGUUUGGCCAACUCCUAAAUGGUAGAAACCCAGCGUUAUGUGUUUCUGUUACAUAGGGAGCUGGUCAAACUAAUGCUAGUUGGCUAUACUAACUCCCCUCUUUUCCUGUCGGGAAAGAUUCAAAAUCAGGAGCUAUACAGGUUCUCGGCUAUAUGUAAAAACUGGUGAACAAAAAUAUGUUCCUAGUCCUGUAGAGCCAACUCAGCUUGUUCUAGCUUUAUUAACAAAUUUUACUGUUACGAAUUCUCUAUCCUGCGAAAUAUACCAAUCUUGUCAAAAGUGCCCAUAUGUCACUGAAGUAUCUGCUAUGCAAAGCCCACAAGGAUUUUUAGAAUUUCAAGGGUAUGAAGGCAUCCCUAUAGGGUUGGUUUGAACUACCUUUUAUUUUUCAGAUGGCCCUGAUGCUUUGGAUUUGCAGUUUUUACCUUGCAGUGCAAAUGUAACCAAUGCAUACGGCUAUCAAGUUCAGCCCUGCUCUUGUAAUAAUUGUUUAAAUCAGUGUCAAGCGAACUAUUUAGUAGCUGCUCCUUCAACAUUAGAAGGGAUUGACUGAAUUAUUGUAGGAAUUGUGUAUUUAGUUGUUCUAGUGUUCACUAUGACGCUCUUUUUCUCUAAAUACGCAUGAUUAAAAUGAAGAAAAAACAAAUCUCGAAGAGAAGAAGGAAAUUCUAAUGGUAUUUAUCAAGAUUUAGCUCUUUCAAACUUAUAUUAUGAAUAA
This is a messenger RNA of Blepharisma stoltei, 1133 nucleotides long. Lineage: Eukaryota; Ciliophora; Heterotrichea; Heterotrichida; Blepharismidae. The record is from the annotation of a GenBank genome assembly.